This is a messenger RNA of Nomascus leucogenys (northern white-cheeked gibbon), 1361 nucleotides long. RefSeq lists its product as uncharacterized. Lineage: Eukaryota; Metazoa; Chordata; Mammalia; Primates; Hylobatidae. The transcript has a single exon. The record is from RefSeq and is a predicted model, not a curated record. Bases 297 to 1214 code for a protein of 305 amino acids.
CUACCACGCCCGGCUAAUUUUGUAUUUUUAGUAGAGACAGGGUUUCCCCAUGUUGGUCAGUGUGGUCUCCAACUCUUGACCUCGUGAUCCGCCCGCCUCUGCCUUCCGAAGUGUGGGGAUUAUAGGCGUGAGCUACCGUGCCCGGGAAAGCUAAGCGUUUUCCUACAGAAGCCCCAGUAGAGCGAGCCAGGCUUCAGCACCCGCAUUCUGGAGAGAAAACAUUUACUCCACAACAGUGGUCCUUUUUGUUUUAAAUUAACAUCCCCGACUUUUUUUAUCUUUACCAUUUUUAUAAAAUGCCGCCUGCUUGCCCCUUGGCAGGCGUAGGGUUUCCUUGGGGCUGCUGUGACGAGGCAGCACUGUCUGGGAACAGCGGGGCUGUGCAGCUGCCAGAGCCACUGUGUGCGCAGCGCUUUCUGCAGCCACGGAGCAUCUUCUGCCGCAUCGCGCACUCAACUCAGGCAGGCGUCGGGAGUGAGGGCUCGGGGCACAGGGUCAGCGGCCGGGGCGACACCCUCCCUGCUGCGCAAGGAACAGAAGGGCUGGGCCAGGCGGGUGGGUUCUUGACUCCUGAGGGCAGCUGGGUGUCCUGCAGGGCAGACACAGAGGGGCUUGGCAGCAGGCAGGCUCCCCUGGCACGACCUCUGACCUCUGCCCCCUGCCCCUCGAGCCAACUUCCCUCAGGGCAGGAAGCCCAUGAGGACAGUGAGGGAAGCGCUGGAAGGUCCUCCCACUCAGAGGCCACCAGGAGGCGGCGCUUGCGGGGACGUGAUGGCCGCAGCCCUGGUAGGACAGGUCUCUGGCGCCUGAUGCAGGGAGUGGGUGUCAGCAAGGCCUUGGGCUGGGGUUUCAGCCCCGGCAUCUGGACAGGGCAGGAUGCUGUUGUUCACCCCCAGCGCCAACCAGCCCAGCUGUCUCACACUGUCAGCAGCCCAGUGGGCCCAUGGCAGAGGCACAGGCACGCCAUGGCCUGGCUGUCUGCUUUUCCUCGUGGGAGGGGGUUUAUGUGGCCAAAGCAGGCCCUGGUGUGGAUGGAUCUGGCCCCCCAGGCAUUGAGGGAGCGUGGGGUGUGCCUGCUUCCUCCACCCACAUCGCCCAUGGCCUCCCAAAGGCGCUGGCCUCAUUCCAGAUCCUGCAGCCACCUCCAGGCUCCACGAGCACCAACUCCCAGCGCCAUCCAGACCCAGAGGCAGCCAUCCCUGCCUAGAUGGUGACUAGGCACCAGCUCAGCUGUCACGGGUGCUGCCCUGGGUCCCAGGUCCCACCGCCUGCUGCCCAGGCACACACCCCCUGCGGCAGGUGACUCAGCCUGCUCCUGUGCUCUGCUGUGCCGGGCACCUGACUGCUCUAUGCCCCUCAUC